AUGCUCACCUCGCAGGGAGGAUCCGAACCCUCCCUUUUGUCGUUGCCAAGGUUGGCUUCUCAUUCGGGGGACGCCGCUGCUGGUGCCGGCCGGUGGCAAGCAGGUGGGUCAGGGAAGGAUCAGUGUCGCACGCAAUGGAGCCGAUCCGAGCUGGUCACAACACUGGUCACAGAACAGAGAACAGGCUGGCACGCCUCAUUUGCCCAGCGAGGCUCGCGCGCAUUCUCAGCCGUCAGCGCGGACUCCUGCAGGCCGGGCCAAGCUGGCGGUGGCCCGGACGAUGGGACCAGCGCAGUCAGCCGGGGCCUGGGCCUGGGCCUGGGCUGGGCAUGCGUGGCCGUUGGAUAG
Gaeumannomyces tritici R3-111a-1 is the source of this 348-nucleotide messenger RNA. RefSeq lists its product as hypothetical. The record is from RefSeq and is a predicted model, not a curated record. The transcript has a single exon. The coding region runs from base 1 to 348 and encodes 115 amino acids. Lineage: Eukaryota; Fungi; Ascomycota; Sordariomycetes; Magnaporthales; Magnaporthaceae.